AUGACUGUCACUCCUGUCAUCCCGCAAACAGAAGAAACCCGGGACCCGGAAGCGAGAACCAGGCCUCAGCCAUGUCUCCGAGAUGGCAACAAUGACAGUAAUCAAGAUGACUACACCAAUGGUGGCUACAAUAAUAUGGAUAUUGAUGAAGAUGAUGAAGAUGUGGACUUUGACCCAGAGCUGGAUCCAGAACGGAAGAAGAUGAUAGAAAAAAAAGAGCUGGACAGCUUGAAGCUGUGCGAGGAGCAGGUCAAGUGUCAGCAGUGUAUGAUAUAUCUCGAAAAAAAAGCUGGCAAAAAACCGACGGUACAGAAUCCCAUCAAGAAUGCGCCGGCUGUCCCAAAUCCCAUCAAACGCUGCAUUCUCCCAGAUGGCAGGGUCGUCAUUCGCAAUGACAGUAACAGGAAUGCUGAUCAUCAACCAGACAGUGCCUUCAAUUUAGCGGCUGGAGAUUCGUCCAUGAGCAAUAAAACUGGUACAAAUGGCGGUCAGCCACCAAUACAAGGCCAGCCAGCUGCAAGAAAUGAAGGAGAUGUGACGAACACUGAUAAUGCAGAGAAACAGAAAGACUUUUGCCGGGAUUUCAUAUGGGGGCAGUGCAACAAGGGUGCACAGUGCAAGUAUCGUCAUGAACUUGUGUUCGAGGUUAUGAAAAAGACUUUGAAGUUCUGUCACGACUUCCAAAAUUCUUCUGGAUGUACCCGGGAGCUCUGUACAUAUUUGCAUGCAAGUAAAGACGAGCAGUGUCUGUUUAAAGCUACAGGGCAGUUGCCACAAGUGUUGCUGCAACGUCACGCAAACAUGUCUGCAGCCUCCGGUGCUGAAACUGUUCCACAGAUUGCAUUGUAUAUACAAGAGAGUUUAGCGGGUCCACCGCCACCACCGCCACCGCCGCCUUUGCCUGUAACCAAUCCUGUGGCUGUAAGCAUUGCUCCACUUGCACCUGGCCCAGUGUACCCUCGACCGCAUAUGACGAUAGCGCCGAUGGCCCCUCGUCCUGCGCCAAUGAUGCCCAUUCAACAGCCUCCUCCACCCCCACCCCCGACAACAGCACCAAGUACUUCUGUUCGACAAAGGGCACCAGUAUUUACAGUUUCAGCACAGCCAGCAUAUCCACCAGCGACCAAUCCAGGAUAUUCGAUGCCCCAGCCGCCUUCACCUGUAAUACCACUAUAUGAUGCUAGUAAACCACCACCACCAUUAAUGGCAAUGCAUAGCCAACAGGCAAGUGGCACAAGUAAAAGGAAACCAGAUGAUGAAACUAUAACAGGUAAAGCAUUUUAG
This is a messenger RNA of Bicyclus anynana (squinting bush brown), 1284 nucleotides long. RefSeq lists its product as uncharacterized. Gene Ontology annotation, molecular function: metal ion binding. NCBI's taxonomy places the organism in Eukaryota, Metazoa, Arthropoda, Insecta, Lepidoptera, Nymphalidae. The record is from RefSeq and is a predicted model, not a curated record. The coding region runs from base 1 to 1284 and encodes 427 amino acids. The transcript has 8 exons.